AUGUUGGCAUAUUCUUUUUAUUUCGUCCAAUAUGUUAUGAGGCUAGCUAAUUUUGUUUCAGUGCGACUUCGGAAGGAGUCAAACGAAUUGGAGAAGGGGUCAUCUACCAGUGAUUCGUCUCCAUGGGAGGAGAAAGCGAAACCUAUUCCUAUUCCAAGGAAACUCACCGGAAACAAUAAUUUUGUGGAACGAGACAGCCUGAAUUCUUACGCGGAUGACUACGAAUUUGACGUCGAAGACGAGAUAUUCGAUGAAAUAUCUCCAUCGGACAAGGAAGGCAAUCCUAAGUACGGUGGUUAUGUUAAUCUUUCGGAUUUUGUCGUUAUUCGAGACGACAAGGACACCUACGCAGACAUCUCAAGGCUGCAUUCAGAGCGACCAGCCCUUCCGGAGCAUAGGCCAAAAGUUUGGGUAAUAGAAGAUUUCCUUUCUGAUUUUCAGACUGGCUCUCCUUCACCACGUCGAUCGUGUAGCAGUAAGCGGUCAGCUCAUUCCUCUCCACGAGCGCACUCAUUCUCUUCGAUUUCUCCAAUUACUCCUGAGGCUCUGUACGCCGUCAGAGACAUUUCCGCGGAAAAACGCUCCGAUGAUGGCUACUACACUCCUCCUGAUGCGUCCCGACACACUGGAGACAUCCGCACGUCAUUAAUUCCGUCUUUUGAAACUGUAGAGAAGAGUGGCUACUGGAAUCAAAUGUCAGAUUCACGGUUAAAGUCCCUAAAAAGAAGAUUCGUUGUUCUUAAAAAUAACCAGCUGAGCUUUUAUCGGACGGCAGUGAGAGAGGACCCAUUAAUGAGAAUCCUAGUGUCAGACAUCAUAUCUGUAGUGAAGAUAUCCCAGCAAGGUUCUACUUAUGCAUUCCAGUUGGUUACUCAGUCAUCUAAAUACAAUUUUAUGACGGAAAGCGAACGGACCACUCACGAAUGGGUCUCUACUCUUAAUGCCGUUAUUAAAGGCUCGACCCUGAGGGAUCUGGCGACACGCUGUGCUCCGGUGGAGGCGUCAAUCAGCGGCUGGAUCACGAAGGUCCGCUGCGGUCACUCGAAGCGCGUGUAUGCCUCACUAGUCCGUGAUAAAUUAAUGUUCUUCAAAAACUCCGAAGAUACUAUUCCCUGUGGCUUCACGCAGCUGAAAUGUGCCUGUGUCAUGGAUAAACAGAAAAUUUCAUCAGAUGACUAUAGUGGCAGUAGCGACGAACAGAACCCCAAUAAAAGUCCACCUUCACACAAAAAGGAUUCUUAUUCGUUGAAUUUCCGUUGUUUCCAGAUAGCAAAUGAGGAUCCAUUGUACAUAGUGUUAAGGAGUAGCGAAGAAAAGGAGAAAUGGCUGUAUUUCUUACGAACUGCUAGUGGAGACGCCACCUUGUGUGGGUCCCCAUUCACUAUUCUUGUGCAGCGCAUGCUUGCCGAAGGGGGUACUCCAGAUUCUCCGCUAUGGGCAGACUUGUUACUAACCUCUUGUGAUGACAUGCCAAAAGAAACUCUGAUGGAGUUUGAAGAAGCAGAUAAGAAAAAAGCUCUCGAAAUUGCCAGAGCAAUGUACUUGUUCGUGUCAGUGUUGAUGCGUCCUACUGCCGCUCAGUACCACAUUGAUCUCGCACAGAAUAUUCUCUCAACUGCUAUGCAACACGAUUUUCUUCGUAACGAGGUGUACGCACAGCUCAUUAGGUUUACGAGCGGAACAAUGCCGUUUUCUAUCCAGGGAUGGAAACUGCUCGCUAUGGCAAUUCCGCUGUUCGUUCCCACUCAAUAUUCGCUCCUUUGGUUGCUAAAGAAACACAUUUCUCGAUGGUGCAUGAUGACACGCGAUGAGUCGGGCAUGGCUGAGUAUUGUCAGCGUUCUCUCGAAAGAGCACUACAGGUAGGAGGACGAGAAGCUGGACCUAGUCGGCUGGAGACGACAUCGGUUUUGACUAGAGAUCCAACCACUACCAAGUUUCCUCAUUCCAUAUCAGUGCGGCUACCAAACGGCCAGUACCAGGUUGUGGAGUUCGACGGAUCCACAGAAAUCGGUCAGUGCCUGUCGUCAUUAUGUCUGAAACUGGGUAUCCGACCGGCGUUGCUGUCCGGAUACGCACUCUACAUCGACGAUCCAAUCACGAAGGGUCUCCGGCUGCUCAAAGGAAAACAGAAGCUCUGUGACUGUCUCUACGAAUGGGAGGUUCGGCAGCGAGAUGUAUUACGAGGAAGGAUCUCAACAGACUUUACAGCUACCCUUUCGCUUCGGAUGCGCCACUAUUGGAGGCAUUUGGUUUCUAACGAGACUGCUAUGGAGAAAUCAUUCCUUGUUUGGCGAAUGGCGGAAGAACUAGUGUGUGGGCGGGUUCCCACAAGCCCUCAACUGGCUGAACAACUUGCUGCCCUUUAUGCACAGCUGUCCUAUGGAGAUGCUCCAGCUCAUAUAUCAGACGAGCAAUUCCACUUCAUUACAAAGCAGUUUUACCCAGCGAAAAUGCUUGAUGUUGCUUGCUUGAAAUCGCUCAGAUCCUCCGUGCAUUCGUGUUGGAGCGAGCUUUGUGGUAUGGGCGAAGUGGACUCGAUGAAAGUCAUCUUGCAGGUUCUUCGUAAAUGGCCCCUUUUCGGAUGUCACCUACAGGUGGCCGGAAUGAGGACUAGCAACGAACGCAAGGUGUUCCUCGCUUUGGCCGACACCGCCGUGCAUGUGGUCGAUCAUCGCCAUUUCGAAGUGAUUCGGUCGUUUCCAUACAACCGAUUGGCGUCAUUCGGUGGCUUUCACAACGACUUCAUGCUGACGGCUGAGCGAUUACUCCUCCCGGAAUCGCAUCCUGAGGAAACCAGUCGCGAGCGGGUCACGUUCAGUAUGGAGAAACAUGAACUCGAGCAGCUGACACUCCACCUCGCCGAAUAUAUCCGUUGCCAAAAACUCGUCUGGAAAGUCUCCAAGUAA
Angiostrongylus costaricensis is the source of this 2907-nucleotide messenger RNA. Lineage: Eukaryota; Metazoa; Nematoda; Chromadorea; Rhabditida; Metastrongylidae. The record is from the annotation of a GenBank genome assembly.